AUGAAUUUUAGUGACGUACAACACUUAGUUGGAAAUUUUAGUGAUUACAUUGUGGUCAAUUGUGAAAUUAAGUACGCAAUUGCAUGCAUUGCCUUUAAUCCUAUUUUCUGGAACAUUGUUGCAAGAACCGAAUAUAAAACACAUUUCCUUACCAAAAUAACUGGAUCUGCUAAAGUCGGAUGCUAUUUGUUGGCAUUGACCAUUUUCAGUUUAGGGAUUUACAGGGAUAAUGUAUACCAUCAAGCAUUGCUCAAUCAACCAACUUACGGCCCUCUCUUGAAGUCCAACCUUGUCAAGGCCUUAGCCAUAGGUACUUUCGGCUUUGGAAAUGUCUUGGUCUUAUCAUCUAUGUAUGUGUUGGGUGUUACAGGUACAUACCUUGGGGAUUACUUUGGGAUCUUGAUGGACGAUCGUGUUACAGGAUUCCCAUUUAACAUUAACGACAAUCCUAUGUACAAUGGAUCCACAUUAUGUUUCUUGGGUACUGCUUUAUGGUACGGUAAACCAACCGGUAUUGCUAUUGCUGGAUUUGUAUAUGUCAUGUACAAAAUAGCCUUAUUUUUUGAAGAGCCAUUUACUGCAAAGAUUUACGCCAACAGAGACAAGCAAUCCAAGAAAGUACAAUAG
Messenger RNA from Debaryomyces hansenii CBS767, 627 nucleotides. RefSeq names its product bifunctional phosphatidyl-N-methylethanolamine N-methyltransferase/phosphatidyl-N-dimethylethanolamine N-methyltransferase (gene OPI3). Bases 1 to 627 code for a protein of 208 amino acids. Gene Ontology annotation, molecular function: S-adenosylmethionine-dependent methyltransferase activity. Lineage: Eukaryota; Fungi; Ascomycota; Pichiomycetes; Serinales; Debaryomycetaceae. Gene Ontology annotation, biological process: phosphatidylcholine biosynthetic process. The record is from RefSeq and is a predicted model, not a curated record. The transcript has a single exon.